UGGUCAUUUACAAAAGUACAUCAUGGACCAGUACAAACAAUGGAACAAUUUAAAAGAUAAGUUUCAGGUUUGAUUCUCUUUAGAAAAAUGCCUAUAUAUCAUGGCACAGAAAUUAUGGUAUCUGUUUUUGAACUAUAUAAGAACAUAGGCAUUUUUUAUGUUAGCUUGAACUAAUCGUACAAUUUUGUAAUCUGUGUCUGAUAGGCAUACCAAAGGAAUUAUUGUGGAAGAAAGUGAUAGUUGCCUCCUCAGUGGGUUUGAAGUGUAUAUCAGACAUCAAUUUAUUGAUGAUCUAUUAAAUUUAAUUCAUCAAUGAUAUUUUAUUUAAAUCGCUGUGCUAGUUACAAUGGGUGGAUACAAGGAUGAGUAAAACAUGAUUCCUGUCAAGAUUAUUUCUUGUUCAGUCAUUUCUUGACAAAUAUGCUGGAGUGGUUUGCUAAUAUUAAAUUUAUAAUCUAACAAGGUGCCUGGGCAUAAGAUUAGCAAAUAGCAAAUACUUAUGGUGUAAGAUUGUAGAGCUGGAAGUGAACUUAAAAAAAUAUGUCCAAAUUCAUGUCACUUAUUAUUUAACAAAUAUUUGUUGUAUCAAUGAGUUAAUGAUCAAACAAUAUUAAAAUAUAAACUGAUGGUAAAAUAAAAGAGAUUGAUAAAAGCAAAUGAAAUGGGAUAAAAUCAUUAGACCACAUGUGAAAAAAUAUUUUUCUUUUGAUUAAGAUUUGUUAUUUCAUACCUAAGAUAGCAUGGUGAGUAGUGUGUUGGAUGUAUUCAGGAAGACUUGAGCACAAUUCAUGCCUUUGUCACUUAUUGGCUUGCAACUCUGGGCCUCAGUUUCCUUAUCUGUAAAAUUGGGAUAUUAGUAUCUGCUUCACAGAGUUGUGAUGAGAAUCAAAUGAUGUAAUAUGUGUGAGGUGCUUUUCAAACCUUAAAGUGCUAGCUGAUAUAGGGGAUUUACAAUGAGGAAACUCCCCAUAUAACAAAAAGAACACGUGUUUUGCAACUUGUAGUUUUAGAGAGUUACUUGGGGGCAUGGAGAAGUUAUUAAAUGACUUACUCAGAGUCACAAAGCCAAUAACUUUCAGAGUCAGGACUGUAGAAAACAUUUUCCUGGCCUUGUAGCUGGCUCUGUCCAUGCUGUCUCUCAUGCCUUUCAUUUCAGAAGAAAGCUAUACUAACACUAACAUUCAAGGCAAUAUAUUGUUAAAAGUUCUAAAAAAAAGUUAGAUGAUAAAGAAAUAUCUAGAAAGGACAAAUUCAAAUUUGUUAGCAAUUUAUUACAAUGGAGCUAUCUCUAUCUAUGACUUACUGGUCUUAUCAUGGAUGGAAAAAUGAAGGCCAGGAGAACUUAACUAUUACAUUUGUAAAUAAAAUCAAUUUGGUUUUUGCCUAUAUACAUAACAGAUUAUUAGAUGGCAUAUACAAAUCAGAGACUAGAUAAUGCCUGUAUUUCUCUUAAGUAAAAUAACAAAACUAUAAAACAUUUCUUCAAUGUUAUGUUCAUUUAUAAAGAUUAGAAGAAAAUAAUUAGCAAAAUGUUUGUGAAAACUAUGAAGCAAUGUUGCAAAACAGAACAAAACCGCCCAAAGAAAAUAAAAACCAAGCCUAAGACAACAAGGUAGAGUUUCAGGCAAAAUGAUACUUUACCAUUGCUCCAAUUGCAUUUUGACAGUAAACAUUGUAUAAUAAUGAAUGCCAUGUAAUCAAAAUAGCUUCAUCUGUAAAUUACAGAUACUCUUUGUUUAAAAAUAGAUUUUCCACAGGUAAAAAAAAAAAUACUAGAGCUUCCUAGUGCCCAGACCAAGAUGAAACUUCAAUCUUUCACUUCUUUUCAGCUACUUGCUUUACCAGUGAACAGAAACUCACCAAUUAGCAGUAGCCCCAAGCCAAGAGGAAAACUUUUGCUUGAGCAGUAUUUUCUUCACUGAUGGGAAAUUUGCAAUUAGUGUUAACCUUUUGGUUUCCAUGCGCACAUUCACAUUUGAAAAACUACAGAUUCAACUAAACUCGGUAAACUGUUCAGUAGCAGAAUUGUCAGCUCCUAACCUGCCUAGGUAGUACUCUGCUUCUCUAGGUUUACAGCAACAGGUAGCCUUUGCAUAUCCACAGGCAAAAACUACAACUCCCAGUAGCCUAUUCGAAAACAAGAACUCACUUUUCUCUUCCUAGGGAGGAAUCAAUAAAAAAGGACAAAGCGCGGAGCAGUGUGGGUGGAAGAGGAGAGAUAAACACACUCAGAAAUGGCUCUGAAGAGAGAUGAGCAAGGAGGGGAUGUGCUGCCGACUAAAGGGGAGUCUGACUCGGAGGUUAAGCUCGUUCUCUACCACUGGACUCAUUCUUUUAGUUCCCAAAAGGUACGCUUAGUAAUUGCUGAAAAGAAACUGAAGUGUGAGGAACAUGAUGUAAGUCUUCCCUUGAGUGAACACAACGAACCGUGGUUUAUGCGUUUGAACUCUUCAGGAGAAGUGCCUGUCCUCAUCCAUGGAGAAAACAUUCUUUGUGAGGCAACUCAGAUCAUUGAUUAUCUUGAACAGACUUUUGUGGAUGAAAAGACACCCAGGUUAAUACCUGAGAAAGAAAGUAUGUAUUACCCACGAGUCCAGCACUACAGAGAACUCCUUGACUCCUUGCCCAUGGAUGCCUAUACACAUGGCUGCAUCUUACACCCAGAACUAACAGUGGACUCCAUGAUUCCUGCUUAUGCAACGACAAGGAUUCGAAGCCAAAUAGGUAAUACUGAGUCUGAACUGAAGAAACUUGCUCAAGAAAAUCCAGACCUUCAGGAUGCAUACAUAGCAAAGCAGAAACGCCUUAAAUCAAAGCUCCUGGACCAUGACAAUGUAAAAUAUUUGAAGAAAAUACUUGAUGAGCUUGAGAAGGUUCUGGAUCAAGUUGAAACUGAGUUGCAAAGGAGAAAUGAAGAGACCCCAGAGGAGGGCUGCCAACCUUGGCUCUGUGGUGAAUCUUUCACAUUGGCAGAUGUAUCGCUUGCUGUCACAUUGCAUCGACUGAAGUUCCUGGGGUUUGCAAGGAGAAACUGGGGAAACGGAAAGCGACCAAACUUGGAAACCUAUUACGAGCGUGUCUUGAAGAGAAAAACAUUUAACAAGGUUUUAGGACAUGUCAACAAUAUAUUAAUCUCGGCGGUGCUGCCAACAGCAUUCCGGGUGGCCAAGAAAAGGGCCCCAAAAGUUCUUGGCACCACCUUUGUGGUUGGUCUGCUUGCAGGAAUAGGAUAUUUUGCUUUUGUGCUUUUCAGAAAGAGAUUUGGCAAUGUGUUUUUAGCACUGAGAGCAAGACAAAAUUAUUUCUAGGCUUGUGCUGUGUUGGCUAUGGCAACUGAGGCAGCCUUUCCAAUCGACACUUGCUUGCUCUCCUAGGGCUGGUAAAGAAUUAUCCCAAGUGAGCAGGAAAGUUUGCUGAUUUCAUUUCCUUUACUCUCUCUGUCUAGCUCAUCAGGUUAGGGCAAGCUAUAGGUUUUUUUUUUUUUUUUUGGUGUGUGUGUGUGUGUGUGUGUGUGUGUGUGUGUGUGCACAUGUGUGCACCUGCAUGCACGCGUACUUUGGUAAAUUUUGAGUACUUGUUUGCAAGGUUGAAUGAAUCCAUCUUUAAAAAAAUGGACAAGGUGAAUUUAUAUGAAAGAAGUCUUACGAAGUUAGACCACUGUUUCAAGAUUCCCCCUUGCUACAUGAAUGAAAAGAUGUGCUGCUGAAUUAUUUAUGGAGUUUAUUAUUGUAAGCAGCCAAUAGCAGUAACCCAUGCUUGCAUGCAUUCCUUUAUCUGAGCAUCUCAAAAGUGAUUUCUGAACCUGAUCUCACUGGUCCUUGCAAUAUCACCUGACAUCAAUGGACAUUAUCCAUACAAGGUAGAAAUCCACUCCAGUGCUCUAGACCAGUGGGUAUCCACUUCCUUACCUUGGAAGGUCAUCAGGGAUACUAGCAAAUACUUAUUUGUACCCUUUUGUGUCACUGGUAACCCUAAGGCAGAAACAGGAUAAGAGGGAUAAAAGAAGAGGAAGAAAUAAGAGGGAAAGAGAAGAAAAAGAUACAAAUGCCACCAUGUGGAAUGUUGGGACAAGUAGUUUGUACUAUUGUUAAUCCACCAGGCCAUAAGUUGCAUGUCUCCUUGCUAAGUAAUACCCAGAUGUCUAACUAGAGCUCUUGGGCCUGUGAAAGGAAGGAUGAAAGUGCUUUAUAGGUAGUGGUUUGGAAAAGAGCUUGAAAUUUACCUCCACACUAUUGCAAUCAAACCUAGUUCAUUUUUUAAAAAAAUACAUUUGAAUCUAUAAUAAUGUCAAUUGCUUUUCCAGUUGGAAAUUUGGCUAAGAUUACCAAACACAAUAUACUCUUCUUGCCUAGAAAAACAGAGGAACAUGCCUGUUUAAGGGUUCUAUUGCCAUUAGUGAUGAAACAAAGCAGUCUUACUUUCCAAACUUGAACCUAAGAAAGGCUUAGGGAAGUUUCUUGGUUUUUCUUGUGUUGGGUACCAUGAAUAAAUAUAAGAAACCUAAACUGAAGUAGGUUUCAAGAUUCAGAAAGGGGCAAUUUGGUGUAAUAGAAUGAAUUGUGGGCCUGGACUUAGAAGUUUUGUUUUUGCUAUUCCAUUUACUUAGGAAAAUCUUUUGACCUCUCUGGGCCUCAGUUAUCUCAUCUUUAAAAAAAAAAAAGGGAUGAGACUAGAUGAUCCUUAUGGUCCCUUUUGGCUCCAAAGUUUCUAUGAAAAAUUUGCCUCAUGUCAGCCUCAGGCUGGUCAUGUAGAAAUGGCCAAAGAAUGCACUCAUUCCUCUCUCUUCCUUUUCAUUAAUAGGAAACAGUCAUACCUAGAAAACAAUAACUUGUUGUCAAUGGUAAAAACAACAACAACACAUUUCUGUAAUUCCAUGGCAUGAUCCAACAGUUGGGGAGAUCUUGAUGAACUGGAUGUACUCCAUUUACACAAACUGAAUAAUGUCUCCAGAGUAAAGUUAAUCCAAAAAUAUUAACAUGUUGGCAGCUUUGAUUAUAUUUGUACUUUGUAUUGAAGUGUAUUAUGCUGUGGUGUAUCUGCCUUGAAUUGUCUCUGGAAAAUCUCACUGCAUGUAUUUGUAAUGUAACCCUCAUUGCAGGCAUUAGUAAGUUGUUUGUGGUAUUUCCUGGCUAUUCAGGUCACUGUCAUGUUAAAAGUGGAGCUUCAGAAUAGUAAAAACAAAAUUGCAUUUUUAUAAAAAUCAGGAGGAAACUUUAACUGAAAAAAAAAUUCCUUGGCUAGGACACAGAGCAGUAGUUUGGAGCAGAGUAGUCUUCCAGUUUUUAUUAUUAAUAUGACAAAGACAAGACCAAUAAAGUUGUAUGAAAAACUUGCAGUCCUUUAUGUGCAAAGGUGAUGCCACAGACCCUAUCUGGGAUGUCGCUUGAUACAAGUGGUAUAGUAACUUGUUGAUGGCUUAAAAGAACCACAAGAUGUCGCUCUUCAUCAGUACUACUCAACUGGUAGUUCAGGAUAAACAAAAGUGAAGCACUGGUUUCCCUAGUGCCAGUAUAGGGGACAUUUCCACGAGAUCAGUCUAUUAGAUGACCACUAGUGCUAUUCAUUUCUCAUACUAUAGAAAGGCACUUCCGCACUGGAAAGCCUAGUGUUGUACUGCACAGCUACAGUACUCAAUACUUUCUGUCUAUACAAACUUGUUAUUAGAACACUCUUGCUUGCCAGAUACUCUCUUUACAUGUUACUAUUCAUCAUCAUGAACCUAUAUUAAUUGCUCCACAUUGUAUACUGCUGAGUCACCAAUAUUUUCUUCAAUUUCAAAAAAAGUCCUGUAAACUCAAAAGUUGAAAAAUAUUGAAGGCACUAGGAAGGAACUUCAUCUUAGAUUGGUUGUUGAAGUCUCAUCAUUAUAAUCUCAUUUUCUUUUGCAGUUACACAUUUUGGUACUAUUUUCUGAAGUCCUUGUACAACUUUUGGUGAUGCUGAGUGCCGACUAACUUAUGGGUUAGAUACAAUCAGCCAUUUUUAUUUCUGUUAUCUCUUCUUGAUUGAACACAACAUAUAAACAGAAGUAGAGAUGCAAGGUUAUAUUUUCAAUGUAACCCCUUUAAGUGUAACUGACCAAUAAACAUAAAUUUUAAAGCAAAAGUCAUUGUAGUAGAUUAUUUUCAGAUCUAUAUAGAAUGCUUUAUGGUUAGAAACUAGGUGGCACAAAGGAUAGAAUGCGGGACUUGGAAUCAGGAAAACUUAAGUUCAAAUUUAACCUCAGACACUUAAUCUCUGCCUAGCUCCAUUUCUUCAUCUGGAAAAUGGGACAACCCAGGGGUUGUUGUGAGGGUAAAAUGAGAUAAUAUUUGUUUAAGUAUUUUGCAAAUCUUAAAGUAUUAUAAAAAUGGCAUUAUUAUUAUCAUUAAUAUAUUGUUAGCAAGUUAUUUUAGAUACUUCAUUUAAUUUGAUAAUUACAACAACCCUACAAGGUAGUAAUAUAAGUACUCUUAACCUCCAUUUAAUGGGGAGGAAGCUGAGGCAUAGAGAGAUGACUUAUCCAAGGUCACACAGUUAAUGAGUAAUAAGGUCAGGACUUUGUUUUCUGUCUCUAAUUCUAUUGUUUAUAUAUUAUACCUUGCUAUCUCAAUAAAAUGUAUAUUCAUUGUUUUGUUGUAAAUUAAGGCAUAUUGAAACAGAAGAAA
Molecule: messenger RNA, 6647 nt
Organism: Dromiciops gliroides (monito del monte)
Lineage: Eukaryota; Metazoa; Chordata; Mammalia; Microbiotheria; Microbiotheriidae
Gene: GDAP1
Product: ganglioside induced differentiation associated protein 1
Exons: 6
Coding region: 2235-3308 (357 amino acids)
Biological process (GO): mitochondrial fission; mitochondrial fusion
Cellular component (GO): mitochondrial outer membrane
Source: RefSeq, a predicted model, not a curated record